Esox lucius (northern pike) is the source of this 4304-nucleotide messenger RNA. It is a transcript of the gene tdrd9, whose product is annotated as tudor domain containing 9. Gene Ontology annotation, molecular function: RNA binding; ATP binding. Lineage: Eukaryota; Metazoa; Chordata; Actinopteri; Esociformes; Esocidae. Gene Ontology annotation, cellular component: intracellular anatomical structure. The transcript is spliced from 33 exons. The record is from RefSeq and is a predicted model, not a curated record. The coding region runs from base 1 to 4026 and encodes 1341 amino acids.
AUGAAGAAAGCAAUAACUGCAGAACAGAUAACGGAAUGGUUUACAUUAGGGACUCAAUUUGCUAACAUUAGAAUCACAGAUGAAGCGCCAAAAGAAAAGUCGGAGUCAUCAAUACCGAGUCCUGAAAAUGCUCCCCAACAGCAGGGCAGCCUAAAGAAUGAACAGGCCAGUGGGGGCCUGAGAAACAAGACGGCAAAGCCUGUUAUUCCAGAGAGUGGGCCUCCACAGUUGUUGUCCAGUUAUGAGUACCCCAGCUUGCCCAUAACAAAGAACAGACAGGAGCUCAUCUCGCUGAUUGAGAACAAUUCUGUGGUGAUCAUCCGAGGAGCUACAGGCAGUGGGAAGACUACCCAGCUGCCCCAGUUUAUCCUGGAUUACUACAAUGAGAAGGACGCCCCCUGUAACCUUGUGGUCACCCAGCCUCGCAAAAUAGCUGCCAGCAGCAUUGCCCGAUGGGUCGCCAGAGAACGCAAGUGCACCCUGGGUAGUCUGGUGGGAUACCAGGUGGGCCUGGAGAAGAUGGCCACUGAACACACAAGGCUCAUCUACAUGACCACUGGGGUGCUGCUGCAGAAACUGGUUGCAGCCAAGAGCCUGACUGAGUUCUCCCACAUCUUCAUAGAUGAGGUUCAUGAGCGGAGUGAGGAGCUGGACUUCCUCCUGUUGGUUGUAAGGAAGCUCCUCCGUUCCAACUCUCGUUAUGUCAAGGUUAUCCUCAUGUCGGCCACCAUCAACUGUAAGGAGUUUGCGGAGUACUUUGGCACCUUGAUCCGCAGCCAGACGAACCCAGCCUAUGUGUUUGAGGUGAAGGGUGCUCCAUACGCCAUUGAGGAGUUCUACCUGGAUGACCUCCAUUCCCUGAGUCCCUACAGCGUGGAUACCCGGCAUCUAGACGACCCUUACAUCACCACGGAGAUGUACAACGUGGCUGUCAGCCUGAUCCAGAGCUUUGAUGAGCUAGAGGCCAAAGAUCAUAGUAGCAGGAUGAAGGAGGAAGGAGGCCUGGGUCUGCCAGACAGGGGGAGUGUGCUGGUGUUCCUUCCUGGUCUGGCUGAGAUCCACUACAUGCAGGAGGCCUUGUCCAAGCUUGUGCGCAAGAGACUGCAGGUGUACCCCCUCCACUCCUCUGUCACUCUGGAGGAGCAGAAUGGGGUUUUUCUGGUGCCUGUCCCAGGGUACAGGAAGAUUAUUCUCUCUACCAACAUUGCAGAAAGCUCAGUUACAGUCCCAGAUGUCAAAUAUGUGAUUGAUUUUUGUCUGGCACGACACAUGGUCUGUGACAAAGAGACUAAUUACCAGUCCCUCCGCCUCACCUGGGCCUCCAAGACCAACUGUAACCAGCGCAAAGGCAGGGCUGGGCGUGUGUCUAAGGGCUACUGUUACCGACUAGUGACCAAGGAGUUUUGGAGGAACGAGGUCCCAGACUAUGUGAUCCCUGAGAUGAUGCGUGCCCCGCUGGCCAACAUCAUGCUGAAGGUGAAGUUGCUGGACAUGGGGGACCCCCGCUCCCUCCUCUCCGCUGCCUUGUCGCCCCCCAACCUCAGUGACAUCGAAAGGACAGUGCUCCAGCUCAAAGAGAUGGGCGCGCUGUCUAUCGGGAAUGACGGUCAAGCACAGAGGCGUUUUGAUGGAGAUCUGACGUUCCUGGGUCGAAUGCUGGCUCACCUGCCUGUGGACCUUCACUUGGGGAAGAUGAUCGUACUCGGCCACGUCUUUGGCUGUCUACAGGAAUGUCUCAUCAUAGCCGCCUCCCUGUCUCUGAAGAGUUUCUUUGCCAUGCCCACCCUACAGCUGUUGGCAGGCUACAGGAGCAAGCUGUCCUUUGCCAACGGUGUUCCGAGUGAUCACAUAGCUUUCGUCAAUGCGUUCAAGGCGUGGCACGCUUCCAGAAGCAAAGGAGAGUUGAGGCACCCAAAGGAUGAACUGGAGUGGGGAAAGGAGAACUGCAUCCAGAUCAAGAGGAUCAGAGAGGUGGCUGAGCUCUAUGAGGAUCUGAAGAAGCGAGUGUCACAGUUCAACAUGCAUGUUAUUGAGAACCCAGAGCCCAUGGACUACUCCAGCAUUUAUAAGCAGCUUUUCAUCCUGCAGGUGGUUAUAGCUGGCGCCUACUACCCCAACUACUUUGCCCAGGGGGAAAUGGAUGAGGAGCUAGCCUCCAAAGACCUGUCUGGCCAUGAUCCCAAAACAACCGUGCUGGUGAGGAACCUGCCUCCCUACAGUUUCCUGUAUUACAAGCAGCUGCAGUCUCUAUUUCGCCAGUGUGGCCAGGUCAAGUCCAUAGCCUUUGAUGGAUCAAGAGGGCAUGUGGAGUUCUACCGGACCGCUGCCAGGGGUUCAGUGGUGCUCCCAGAGGUGUCUCUGGCACUCUUCCUGGCCCAUCAGAGACACCCCCUGGACCUGUUGGUGCACUCCAGUGACGAGGUGGAGGCUCGCUCUGGGGGCAGGAUCGUCGGUCAUCUGAGAUACGCUCGGGUGAAUGUGGACUUUCAGAAUAACUCUGUCUACCCAGUGGGGGUGUUGAGCAGUGCCAUCGACCCAGACAAGCUGCCCACUAAUCGUAUCUUUGUGGUCAACGUCACAGAAGUGGUGGAAGUGGGUCACUUCUGGGGCUUCCAAGCAGACGAGGCCAGCAUUGCGAAGCAGCGUAACCUGACAUCGGAGAUUAAUUCUCGUGAGCUUUGUCCAAUUCCUGCCUCCCUCUACCCAAACCUGCUGUGCCUGGCGCCUUUUUCUGAGGGCAAUGAGCAGGGCCUCUACUACUAUCGUGCCAAGGUCCUGCAUGUCCGUGGCAGCUCCGUGGAGGUGUUCUUCUUGGACUUUGGCAACACCAGCCUGGUGUCGUGCAGCUGUCUGAGGGAGCUACCGGCUGAUAUCAUGGCCCACCAAUUCCAGGCCAAGGAGUUCCAGAUCGCCGGGAUGCUUCCCUCUGCUCAGUCUAUGAUCUCUGGGGACCAGUGGAGCAGCCGUGCACGCAACCAAUUCAUCACGCUGGUAAACGGCCGCUCGCUCCUCGUCUCACUGUUCUCCAUCCUGCACGGAGUAAUGCGGGUGGAGCUGCUCAUCACCACGGACAGCGGCACCUCCAGCGUGGCUGACAUCAUGAUACAGCAGGGACAUGCCAUCAGUGCUGAGGAGAGCUUUGAAUCCAAGCAGAGCCACGAUGUGCUGUUGUCUCUUUACAAAGACAUGCAGGAUGGCACCUUCACCCCCAACACUACCAGCAGCUCCUGGAACACCCGCAAGGAGGAGGAGAAGCAGCUCAUCGACAGUCUGCUCCAGUCCUUCUCAAAGACUAGCCAGUCCUCUCUGAAAACCAAGGUUCCUGUGCACGGUCCAUCCAGCCCUCACAAAGUCCACUUCCACAGCUUUAACAAAGCCACUCACUACAGGUCGGUGCUCAUAGAAAAAGACAGCAUCAACUCGGUGGCAUUAAACGAGAGGCCUCAGGACAGCCAUCAGAGGAUGCUGGUGGCUGGUUCCGUGUCUGUCAGUGCCAAUGGCACAUAUAUUCUACUGAGGGAGACCACACUAAUGCCUCACAUUCAUGGCCUGCCAGCCCUCCUCACCAUGCUCUUCUCCCCUGUCAUAGAGCUACGCACCAACGAGGACAGGACCAGCUACACUGGCGCCCUCUGUGGUCUGGGGUGGAAUGUCCAUUCUCGAGAAGCUGUCCUGCCUGAACGUGACAUGGAGCUCUCCUUCGAUGUCAGAUUCGAUGUAGAGGACAUCACCGAGGUCAAUGCGCUGCGUGGCGCCAUCAACCGUCUGGUGUGCGAGGGGCCCAACGGCCCUUUGCACCUGGGGCCGGACAGGAUCAACAGCCUGCAGAACGACUGCCGCGAACGCCUCAUGAGGUUGUUUACGAAGUCCCCCCCACGAGCAGACGUUGUUCCGGUGUUCCAUGAGGAACCCAACAAAUGGAACCAGGUGGAUCCCAGUCAGAAGAUGGAAAUUGUCCAGAAGGAAGAUAAAAAGAACAGAGCGGUCUUGUUCCAAUUACACCCUGUCACACUACUCAACAUGUGAGAAGUCAUUCUGAACCAGCAGACAAAAACCACGGCAUAGUUUCCUGUUUUCACUUGGUAUUCAUGUUUUGCCAAAUGUUUGCUUAUGGUAUCCUUCUGGGGGGACAAUGUGAUGUUUUACUCAUGGUCCUGAUAGACAGUGCUCCUUGUGUCUGGUGUUAUGUUAAUGUCGUUCAGCUUUGCUGGUGCUGUGCUGGUGUAGUUAUAUUUUCCUUUUAUCCUAAUAUUCAUGCAAUGAUCUGCAUUUUUUGUAUAAAUACAUCUGACUUGAAGUCUGAA